CUCUGACACCACCAACAACAACAACCAACAACAACAACAACCACCAACCACCACCCACCAACAACACCACUACCAACAACAACCACCACCAACAACACCACAACCAACCACCACCAGCACCACUGACCACCAACAACCACCACCCACCACCACAACCACCAUCCACACCACAACCACCAACACCACAACCACUACCAACAACCACCACCCACCAACAACACCACCACCAAAACCACCACCAUCCACCAACAACACCACCACCAAAACCACCACCACCCACAACCACCAACACCACAACCACCACCAACCACCUCGUCCCGUGCGACGAUGCCGACCUCGUCACGGGCCCCCUUGGCGCUGGGCCGCGAGCUGCUGCUGCUUCUCGUGGCGGCGACUCCGAGGAGGAGGCCGCCGCUGCCGCCGCUGGGCCCCGCGUGGCGCAGCAGCAGCAGCAGCAGCGCGGACUCCGCCGCGACCUUGGCGGAGGGCGGCCGAGAGCCGGCGGCUGGGCAGAAGGAGAAAGUUGAGGCCAGAAAACUAAAGCCGUUGCUGGAGGACGGGCCCGAUCUGAAAGAGUUCUUGUCAGGAGAGUUGGCAGAUCGGAGCAAGUGGGAUGAAUAUAAAGGGAAUCUGAUACGUGGCAAAGGAGAAAGGCUAAGGCUGCCUCCAUGGCUCAAAACGAAAAUUCCAGUCGGAAAAAACUACAACCGAUUGAAGAAUACACUCCGGGAGCUGAAUCUGCACACGGUGUGUGAAGAGGCUCGAUGCCCCAAUAUUGGUGAAUGCUGGGGAGGAGGCGAGUAUGCGACAGCCACCGCUACCAUCAUGCUCAUGGGAGACACGUGCACACGGGGCUGCCGCUUCUGCUCGGUGAAGACGGCGCGCGCGCCUCCUCCGCUUGACCCGGCCGAGCCGCACAAGACGGCGCACGCCAUCGCCGCGUGGGGUCUCGACUACGUGGUGCUCACUUCGGUCGACUCCCAAGACAUAUCUGACGGUGGUGCCGCGCACAUCGCUGAGACCAUUCGGCAUCUCAAAGAAAAGAAGCCAGAGCUCCUGGUGGAGUGUCUCACGCCCGACUUCCGGGGUGACCUCGCGGCUGUGGCGACGGUGGCAUCGUCGGGCCUGGAUGUUUACGCGCACAACGUGGAGACCGUGCGGGAGCUGCAGCGGAAGGCACGAGACCCCCGCGCCAAUAUCGACCAAUCGCUGAGUGUCCUGAGGCAUGCUAAGGCAGUGCAACCGAGCCUGCUCACCAAAACCUCCAUCAUGCUGGGCCUCGGAGAGACGGACGAGCAGGUGAUUUCUACCAUGAAAGAAAUCCGAGAUGCUGGAGUUGACUGCCUGACGCUUGGGCAGUACAUGCAGCCUACAAAACGACACCUAAAGGUGGAGGAGUACGUGACCCCGGAGAAGUUCCAGCAGUGGGAGCAUGUGGGGAAGGAGCUGGGCUUCAUUUACACGGCCAGUGGACCACUCGUGCGGUCCUCCUACAAGGCUGGUGAGUUUUUUCUGAAGAACCUUCUGCAGCAGAGGAAAGUGGACGAACGUGCUUAAUGCAGGGCGGUGAAGGCGCUUAAAUGUGAAGGCUGCCGAUGGAAAUGAAAAUUUGCUGUCUUUACAGCAGUGCCUACAACACAACACCAUUGUAUAGCUGCUCUUGAGGGUAGGCAAGGACAACAAUGUAAGUCAUUGGUGCAAUUUAUCCUCGGAAUAAUCAUUGCGUUAUUGUUUUCAUUAUAAAGCUACUUGCAUGUUUCAUCACCCUUUAUUAUUUCAGGGUUAUGAGUUGCAGGAUAUACAUUGUUUGCUUUGUAAAGGUGGUAGGGGUGGAAAUAAGUCAGUUUAAUAUUUUUGCCUAUAAACUCCAAACAUUGCACUGGAGCCUAAAACUCUACACAUUAUAUGUUACAUCACUUCUAAGCAUGGGAAACUGUUCAAAAGCUAACAGAAUUAGUUGAAGCACUGCGGGUUAAUUUGUAUAAAUGUACCAUUUUGACUGCUGUGUCAAGCAACUGAAUUGUAAUAGCUUUAAAUAGUUUUUUGCUUAAGGCCAAUGAUUAAUUGUCAGCAAGUCAAUGAAUGUUUGAUUGAAUGCACUAAUAUUUGUUGAAUGAAUUAACGUGACUCUUGGUCUAUGAUCAAAAUAAACGAAAACGUAAACAAUAUUGCUUUUUAUUGUUACAAAAACAACUACAGCAUAUUCUGAUUAAAUGCUUGGAAUGGUCCAUGAUUAUAAAGAUAAUAAACAUUUAGGAAUUAACAUUUGACAAUGUAAUAUACCAUUAUAGUGUUAAAGUACCAACUGUGCUAAACAUACAAAAAUAUGAAUUUAAACAAAUCGAAAAAUUAUUGCAGUAUAUGAAUGCUCCCACUAAUUAAAUUAAAACCAUUCAGUAACAUUUUCAAAAUCGGAGCUCAUUACUGUUCAGGUUGAAAAGACAGCACACAAUUGUAUGAAUGUUUGGAGUUAUUUGUUCCUCUGCAGCUAAACUCUGAACCCAUGAACUAUGAAACCACUGAUUAAUGUCAAGGUUGAACUGUGCCCAUAUGUAGAGACUAACUCUACUUCUCUCUGAACUAAAAAGUACAAAAUACGUAAAAUAAUUCAAGUAAACCUUCAGCACACACGAUACACAUGGCAACCCUGGGAAUACUCAACUUCAAGUGUUAUGGUGACGCAGCCUGUUAGCUUAGAAUUUCAGCUGUGUGUACAAUAACAUGUAUGGCCAAGACAUUUGAUUUGCCAUACAAUAGGUAUGGCCUUUCAACUUAUCACAGCCAGGACAAAGGGCUUUAGAUUACACUGGAAUAGAGUGCUUGCAAACCCUAGCAUUUUGAAAGGAGGAAAUGCCUCAUUGGACCAUUUCUGACCAAAAUUCUACCACUCAUAAGACAAAAAAUCUGAUGCAACAAGGUACAGCCAGCAGUAAUAACUGCCUUGUAAUUGGUGCAAAUACGUCGUGAAGGCAGGACACUAUCCCACUCUAAAAACUACAAAUAUUUGUACCCAAGCCUCUGCCAAUUCCCAACACAUCCAACAUUUAAAUCAACUGAAAUGUGCAGUGGUGCAUGGACUGUGAAGAAUCCAGUUGAGCAUCCGCAAGGCUUUAUGUAGGUACAUCAUGUCCUGUUUAAACCACAGCGAGGUGCCUCUUGAGCGGAUUUCACAUUGGUAAUAAAAAAUUCGUAUGAUCAAUACAAUACA
Lethenteron reissneri (Far Eastern brook lamprey) is the source of this 3208-nucleotide messenger RNA. RefSeq names its product lipoic acid synthetase (gene LIAS). The record is from RefSeq and is a predicted model, not a curated record. Gene Ontology annotation, molecular function: 4 iron, 4 sulfur cluster binding; lipoate synthase activity. Lineage: Eukaryota; Metazoa; Chordata; Hyperoartia; Petromyzontiformes; Petromyzontidae. Gene Ontology annotation, biological process: lipoate biosynthetic process. Gene Ontology annotation, cellular component: mitochondrion.